Messenger RNA from Esox lucius (northern pike), 2565 nucleotides. RefSeq names its product guanylyl cyclase domain containing 1 (gene gucd1). The transcript is spliced from 6 exons. The record is from RefSeq and is a predicted model, not a curated record. The coding region runs from base 586 to 1269 and encodes 227 amino acids. NCBI's taxonomy places the organism in Eukaryota, Metazoa, Chordata, Actinopteri, Esociformes, Esocidae.
CAUCUGGAAGCACUGCUGCCAGCGGCCAAACUGCUGGCACUGUGCAGUUUAGACAUGACAGUGCAAACAUGAAAAAUAGUCGCAACCUGAUUAUAUUGGUUUUGUAUAUGCGAUUUUAGUUUAAAUGAUAAAUAAGUAAAUAAACGAAUAAGGGAUAAACACCGAUUCAUGUUAUUGUUCGCAACCAACGAUUGCAUCCCCCAACACAAUCCUACAAUCCAAGACAUCCACCGGAAGUGAGUUUCGGCACGUCUCGUUCGUGAGCGUAGCUAGUAUUCUAGCUGAACGUCUGACAGUAGACUUAUUUAAUAAAUGCGGACGAAACCACCCUGUAACCACUCGUUUUAAUUAAAUAACAGCUGUUAGCGAAUCGACUACUAAGUCGACCGACCAGAUGUAUAUUUUAAUAUGUGCUAGGGUUGGUAGGCUUAUUGGUUUGCUAGCCCGGUAGUGCUAGCCAACACCCGGCCUUAUGAGGCAAUCCAACUCGUGAAGAUUAGCUGCUGCCCGUAGCCAGUUAUCAACUGUAAACAAGUCUGAAUAACCUGGGGUUUGCAUCUAGCAGCAUAGAACAAUCCAACAAGAAUGUCAGAUGAUGCCAUCCUGCUGAAUGUACCUGUCAUUCAGCAGCUGUAUCACUGGGACUGUGGGUUGGCCUGCUCCAGGAUGGUUUUGAAGUACCUCCACCCUGUGAGUGAUGAGGAGUUUCAGGGUGCCUGCUGGGAGCUGAAACUGACAGAGAGUGUCUGGACAAUUGACUUGGCCUACCUCAUGUGCCAGCUAGGUGUCAGGCACCGCUUCUGCACACAGACAUUGGGUGUUGACAAGGGCUUCAGGAAUCAGUCCUUCUACAAAAAGCAUUUUGACACAGAGGAGGAUCGAGUGAACGAACUCUUUCUAAAGGCUGAGAGCAAGAAUGUGGUGGUGAAAAAAUGCUCUGUGACAGUUCAGGACAUCCAGGACCAUAUCCACCAGGGCCACGUGGCCAUAGUGCUGGUCAACGCUGUGGUUCUAGUGUGUGAACUCUGCUCCUCGCCUGUUAAGUACUGCUGUUUCCUCCCCGUGGGCCAGAAGUGCUUCUGCAGAAAACCAGAAUACCAGGGUCACUUUGUGGUCGUGUGCGGCUUUAACCAGAGCACCGGCUGCAUCUUCUACAACAACCCUGCAUACUCAGACCGUGUGUGUUGCACCAGCGUCAGUAAUUUCGAAGAGGCUCGACAGAGCUACGGGACGGAUGAGGACAUCCUGUUUGUCUUCAAGGAGAGCUGAUGGCUGGCGGACUACGGCGACGCAGACGUUCUGCGCACAUCCUCGCCACAACGACGCAUCAGCGGUUCCCCUGGUCCCUGGACCGGGACUUCUGGUUCCGGCUCAGGCACAGCGUUGUCGACGGCACCUGUACGGUCUUCUCCAGUGCCAACAUGGCUGACUGCUCACAGUAACACGCAACAACUCUCCAACCUCACCAGACGUGUAACCUCACAUUGCCCAAAGCUAGUCAUUUCAAGAAAUAACAGUGGAGGAGAUGCGCAAAGCAAGUGCAGUGUGUAGCAUGUUGGUCGGCACCCAAGCAGAUAGCUACAUAUAGUAGAAGAAAAUGUUUUAACUGUGUCCCCUUUUGUUUUAAUCCAAUUAGUAAAUUCCCCCAAUUGAUAUGUGCGAUGGUGAACAGUGCAAGACUUGAAAUGUUCAUCCUUAUGCUUAGAGGAAAAUAACACGCCAUAAUACUCAAGUUGUCUCUAUCAUUGGAGAGGAGGAAACAAUGCACAUGCAAGGGCUUAUGGCAAAAUAAGGCUUUCUCAAUGGUGUUGCCUGGUGUCAUGCUAAUCUGGGGUGGCUGAGGUGCUUUCUUCCUUUCUGAGCAGCCAUGUUGUAUUUUACUAAUAGUGACUUUUAUUCCGUUGGCUGAACUUCACUUAUUAUUUAGGAUUUAAUAACAGGGAAUAGAGGGCGAAUUUGUCUUUGAAAGACUCAGGUAUUCAAUGUCCAUGAAGUCUAAUGUGUUGUAUGAAAAUAGCAAACCCAUGUCACAAACUAAUUUUCUUAACACAGUACACCUCAAACCAUAGCCUGUGUGUGGAAUCAAAUCUGCAGUACUUUGCUCUUGUUGUGUGCACCAGUGGAGCUUAUUGGAGAGACUCUGUAGAAACUGUCAUCCGAAAACCUCAGUGCUGCACUGCAUGUCUCAAUCUCCAAGCUCAUUUAGUUUGAUAGAAAGGCGACAGUGUAAAGUCUGAAAUACUCCAUCGGUGGAUGGAUGCCUUGCAGGUUUUCUUUAGGUGUAUACUGUAGCUUAACACUACCGUAAAGUUUUAAAUGAAUUGGAUCAUAAGAUGUUUUCUGUUGAAAACAGCAAUCAAGUUGUUGCAAUGGCUAGAUUCUCACUCAACAUUUCUUUUACAUUUUGGUAUCAUGGAUGAUGUUAUUGCACUAUGGUUUUUGGACCAGCCAUAAUUAUGUAUUAUUUAAUUUUCAUUUUAACAUGAAAUGUCCCAGUCUUAAUGGGAAGACAAAUAUUUUUUCCUGGUGUAUUUUUGUUAUGAACAAAUAGAAUGUGUUAAAAUG